This is a messenger RNA of Papilio machaon (common yellow swallowtail), 1096 nucleotides long. Its product is annotated as DENN domain-containing protein Crag-like. The record is from RefSeq and is a predicted model, not a curated record. The coding region runs from base 1 to 1047 and encodes 348 amino acids. Gene Ontology annotation, cellular component: cytoplasmic vesicle. Lineage: Eukaryota; Metazoa; Arthropoda; Insecta; Lepidoptera; Papilionidae. The transcript has 8 exons. Gene Ontology annotation, biological process: regulation of Rab protein signal transduction.
AUGACCUAUGACCUGGACCUGGUCAAGGUUGCGUAUCAAUCGUUUACAGGUGUGAUGUACGAUGGCCGGGAAUGUCUUAUGGCUGACGCUGAGAUGGUCAUGGUCUCUGUGGGUGGUCGUGUGGCGAACGUCAACAAUUCAACCGCGAAGACAUUCUUCACGCACCGACGAGCGCAUCACACCGCGCCUUGUAAUGCGCUGGUGGUGGUCGACGUAUGUGUAGUGGUAACCAGCCGAGGAGAGAUGCCGCCACAUGCCUUCUGUAUGAUUAACAAGAACUUGAACAAAGGUCUAAUAGGUAGCGACGUUUUCCUCUGCUACAAGAAGUCAAUGAACCGUCCACCACUUAUAGCGUACAAACCGGAAGUAUUGUUCAGGUAUCCAAUGGUAGACAGGCGUAGUCUUGUAUUCCCCACAUCCGUGCCUUUGUUCUGUCUGCCGAUGGGCGCCACGCUGGAGUUGUGGCCCAACAAUGCUGCAGCACCCAAACCUGUCUUCUCUACCUUCGUACUAACAGUCGCUGAUGCUACCGACAAGGUGUACGGGUCAGCGGUGACGUUUUACGAGCGAUACCCUCACGAGCAGCUGUCGCCAUGGCAACAGGAGCAGCUGGGAUGGCGGGCGGGCGUCUCCCACAUCUCGCACUCCACGCACGUCAUCAAGUGCAUCUGUCUGCUGUCGCGGUGGCCCUUCAGUGAUACAUUCGAACGUUGGCUACUGUAUAUCUUGGAAAUGUCGUGGAGUGAGGAACCCCUACAUGUACCAAUUGAAAGGUAUAUAACGCAUCUACUGGAGGAGGUGCCUUUUACAGAGCCAAGGAUAUUGCUACAAUUGUCCGCUACACAUGCGCACGAGCGUGUGAUAGUUACCCGUCGUGACGAGCAACCGUUGGCUCGCAGCGGUGCGGGCUUCCGUCAGUUGCUGCUCAACCUCGGUCCCGACAACUGUCUGCUGCUGCUGGCGCUCGCCAUCACCGAGCAGAAGAUACUCAUACACUCGUUAAGGCCGGACACAUUAACAGCAGUUUCGGAAGCUGUAUCAAGUUAACUAUUUCCUUUCAAGUGGCAAUGUCCGUACAUACCUCUGUGUCCGUUAG